This is a messenger RNA of Scomber japonicus (chub mackerel), 735 nucleotides long. RefSeq lists its product as uncharacterized. The coding region runs from base 1 to 735 and encodes 244 amino acids. The record is from RefSeq and is a predicted model, not a curated record. Gene Ontology annotation, biological process: protein ubiquitination. The transcript has 4 exons. Lineage: Eukaryota; Metazoa; Chordata; Actinopteri; Scombriformes; Scombridae. Gene Ontology annotation, molecular function: ubiquitin-protein transferase activity; zinc ion binding.
AUGACAGCAGAGGAACCCUUGGGCCCCUGGGUGUCCAGCUGUGUAGGAGAGGUGAAAUUAAUGCCUGAACACGGACUGGAGGAGGAGCUCGACAGCUGCAACCAACAAGUUACACAAUGUCACACAGACACAAACUUUGAGGACUGUGCAACUGUCACUGACAGUCUGUGCAGUGAGGAGCCGUUCUGUAGGAUUUGCCAUGAGGGCAGCGGGUCCGGGGAGCUGCUGUCCCCCUGCGAGUGCUCCGGCACCCUGGCCAUGGUGCACCAGGCCUGCCUGGAGCACUGGCUCACUGCCUCCAACAGCAGCCACUGUGAACUCUGCCACCACCACUUUACACUGGAGCGCCUGCCAAAACCUUUCAGUGAGUGGCUGUGUUCUCCCUCCAUGCAGCAGCAGAGGAGGACACUAUGUGGUGAUGCAGUGUGUUUCUUCUUCAUCACACCUCUGGCCAGUCUGUCAGGAUGGCUGUGUGUUCAGGGAGCCAUGGACCUCUACUACACCAACGGCAUGGAGGCCCUGGGGCUCCUGAUCCUUACACUGGCCCUCUUCACCAUAUACGUCUUCUGGACCAUGGUGUCUGUGCGCUACCACAUGCACCUAUUCAAGACGUGGAAGAAGACGGACCAGAAAGUGCGACUGCAGGUUCCGUUACCCGGUCACACCACACCCAACCAACAGAGCCUGUCCAUAAACGUCCUCUGCAAAGCCACCAACAAAGAAACUAUGGUGUAG